Amblyraja radiata (thorny skate) is the source of this 5049-nucleotide messenger RNA. Its product is annotated as coiled-coil and C2 domain-containing protein 2A-like. The record is from RefSeq and is a predicted model, not a curated record. Gene Ontology annotation, cellular component: ciliary transition zone. The transcript is spliced from 35 exons. The coding region runs from base 1 to 5049 and encodes 1682 amino acids. Gene Ontology annotation, biological process: non-motile cilium assembly; protein localization to ciliary transition zone. Lineage: Eukaryota; Metazoa; Chordata; Chondrichthyes; Rajiformes; Rajidae.
AUGCGGUUCAGCCAGAGCUCGGCCAGAACUCGGCCCCGCUCGGGCGCUCGGCGGUUCUGCAAUUGUGGCCACCAGCGCAGGCCUCCUUGCGUCACCGUGUCUGGGCGCCUCGGGCUGGAAGAGCCAGAGAAUGAAAUGGAAAAUGCCAGCAGAAUGUCAGAAGAAAAAGCCAAAUUUGACUUGUAUAUAAAUGAACAGAUAAUUGAAAGGAUACCUGCUAAAUAUGAAAAUGAAAAAUUACGGAGAGAAAGGAAUAUAAAUCUUUUCAACCCAAGUACAUCAGAAGUCCCUGUAAGUAGCAAGCUUCCAAGAGGCAUUGCACCUCGCAUCUUGAAGGAUGAAGGGUUUUAUGUCAGUCAGAAACCAGACGUUUUGAAAAAAAUAGUUAACAAAAUGGAGAAUCGUCUACUUGUGCAAGGCGAGAAUAAAUGCUGGUUUGGAGAAGAUGGGAAUAUAAUCGCAUUACCAGAUCCAAUUAAGCUUCCCUGGAAUAGUAGACAAUCACCACCAAAUCGCAAUGCGGAUGACCCUCAACCAGGUCUGGAAACUGUGUAUAGGAAGGCAAUAGUUAGUGAACUUGUAAUUGAUAUAGCUGGUAAUUUUAAGGAGAUUUCUCAAAUCUAUCAGCUGGAUAUCAAUAUUGCAAGUUUGUGUUUUAUUCAUCAUCCUUUAUUCAGCAGAGAACAUGUUUUGGCUGCAAAGCUAAUGCAGCUUCAUGACAAUUACCAACAGAGGCAAGGAAAAAAUAUCAGCCAGCUCUUGAUUGAGAAGUUCAUGUAUUUUAGGGAAACAAAGCGGCUUCUGAAUGUGGAAAAGGAAAAAGACCGCACCCUUCUUACAAACAUUUUGAAUGUCUGGAAACAAAUAAAAGGUUUGAGAAAAAUGGAGAAGUGCAUCCAUACACCAAUAAAGCUCCAAGUGCAAAAUUCACAGAUCGGAACAAAACUUGAUGCGCUUGACGCAGAGGAGAACAGCGAGCUGGAAGUGAAUUACAAAUCACUUGGAAAGCAAUGUGAAGUGGAGUACCUUGCAGAAGUUGUUGAACUAGAACAACAAUUUGAAGAUAAAUUCAAUAAAGAAAUGGAGAUAUAUAAUGAAAAAUUAGAAAUUUGGAAAAAUAAACAGCUUUUGUGGUAUCUUGCUUCUGAUGCAAACAAAUCAUCUCCUCGGAUUCUAAUGCCCAUGUCCCACAUUCUGGGUGCGUUGCUCUGCAAUGCGACUAUUAUUCGGCAGGCUAACACUUUCCUGUUUGAAAGAGACAUCAUUCGAUCGGAGGUGGCGCUGUUGACAGCAGUCAGACUGCAGAGACAGCAUCUGGCCAGAAGGUGGCACUGUGGACGGCGGUCGGAGCAGGUCGAGCAUUGCUUCCGGCUGGCCGCGGCAGCCAUUUUGGUAGUCGACCACAGCGACCAUGUGGUAGUAGGCCGUGGUGGCCAUUUUGGCAGCCGACUGAGGCGGCCUUUACUGGCGGCCAACCGAGGCGAUUCCCGGAUGCGUGUGGGGCGGCCGGCAUCAAUGGGCCUCGCCCCACCGUUGCAGGUAGGAACUCCACCAAUCGUCGCCGGUGUCGUCGGAGACCGGCUGCGUUGCCGCGCCCCCGGUGGAGAUUGGAAGUUGUUGGGGAAUCCGUCGUGGGACCGCCGAUGCACGACUGGCCAAGGCUCCACCCUGCAGCUGGGCCGACCACAGCCCAACUGGACAGGCAGCCAGUGGCCGGGGAUCGUCGAAAUCCACGUCGGCGAGGAGCAGAAGGACGUCUUCGGGGAGGCCCGCUUGAUUGGGAUGCUAGGCCUUGAGCAGCGACUGAACUGCAGGUGCAUAGUUGAAACGCUCUGCUCAUUUGAUAGCUUCAGGGCCAGCGACGUUGAGAAGUAUAGAGGCACGGUGUGCUGGUGGAAUGUUGCAAUGAGCAGCACGGAUGUAAUGGUUGCAAUUGCGCUCGAAAACCCAACAUUCAGCAAUGUUGGAGUCAAAAAUCCGAGGAAAGCCAAGGAAAGCAAACGUAUAGAUGGAGAUGAAUCAGUCAAUGAAUACACUGAUGAUGAUUCAGAAGAGCCCCCAAAACUUUCUGUGCCAACAGAUAGAGCAACAAUAGAAAAUAUGGCAAAAAUAAGAACAGAAGUUGAUUACAGUCAAAGACAAGAACCUAUGUUGAUUCCUAAUCUGUCACAGACAAUGACUGUAACACCAGAUUUAAAUUGCUCUGGGGGAGAACAACGUAGAAGAAUGGAAAUGCGAAACCAUAAAUUCUUCAUUAGUAUUUUUUAUAAUGAGAAACUCGUUUCAUCCACUAUCACUUCACAACUGCAAUCAGAUUUUACUGUACAGUUUCGACAAAUAUUCAAUGUUCAGAUUAUACACAAACCUGAAAACAUUAGAUUAGAGAUUUAUGAAUUAAUAAACACAAAGAUGAACUUGUUGGCAAAACUAUACAUACCUGUUCCUGAAGUAACCAUGAUUACCAGCACUGUUGCUUUGGAAGAGAUAGAAUUCAGUAGUGAUGAAAUAGUUGUAACUAACCAUGAUGGAGUUGGAAGCAAUACACCGUUUCUUUUAGAUGGGAAAUCUGAAGAGUGUUUGUUGACAUCUGGAAGAUUACUGUAUGCUGUAUCAUGGGGAAUAGAUGAGAAUGGCACAGCCCUUGCACCUCCAGCACCAAAGCCAAAAACCUAUAAAGAAAGCAUGGAUGCUAUUGCCUCAAUUGGAAUGUCUCGGAUAAAUGAUUUGCAGAAACUUGCCAAGUGGGCAAAAAAAGCCAGAAUUGAUCCCAAUGAUCCCCAGAAUUUAAACUUGAUGCAUGUAAUUAAGUAUGCCACUGAGGAGGAUCAAAAUGUCCCAAAAUACUUUAGGUUACAGCAAAUGCAAGAUGAGUUUAACUUUAUUACAGAUGAAAAAUUGGAGCAGUCUAGACGGUUUCGUCUUCUGAUGCAUAGAAAUUCUGGAGUUCCUGAAUAUUGUUGCUAUAAGCAAGUGCCGCCAUAUGAAAGAGAGAUACCAGAGCAUAUUUUUGAGGAAUUUGCAAUUCAAAAGGAUGAUAUUUUUAUAAUUAUGGGAGAAGAUUCACUGACAGAACAGAGAAUGAUGGCACAUAAAUAUCUUGAGAAGGUGAAAGUUUCUGUGAUGAAAAGACUUUUAAGGGUCAAACAUAAUUUUACUUUGCAAGAUAUUGUUGUGGAAUGUGAAGAUAUCAGUACCAUAAGCCAAAUAAGCCUCGCCUUGUUCGACAUAAUUGCACCUCGAAAAACAUUGAAACCUAUGCGUAAGGAAAGAAAGAAAAUACCUGCUCAGACCUUGUCUGAUGGAGAUAUUAAGAUGCUUAUUAAUGUAAUAGGAGCAUACAACAUACCAAUGAGGAAGUGCGUUGUCAGGGCACAGCCACUUUUUGGUCUAAUGUCUCCAGUGUCUGGAAUGUCGAGCAACAUGCAUUAUAGGAAACCUGAAGGUGAAGAGGAUCCUUUUAACCAGAUUCAAGUGCAACCUUUUGUAGAAGUAACCUUCCAGCAAUCAAUGUAUCAGACAAGUAUUGCUGAUGGAUCCCAGCCAUGUUGGAAUGAAAAACUUGAAAUGGAUUUCAGAUCACCCAAUGGAGAUUACAACAGUGCAGCCUUAUGCAAAAUGAAGGACAAAAUAUUAAUUAAUGUAUUUGAUAGCUUAACUGUUGCUACUCCAGAGACCGACUGCCCUGAGACAUGCAGAAUGAAGCCACAUAUCCAGAAUUGGCUGGGAUCCAUUUCUAUCCCUUUCAGUACUAUCCUGGAACAAUCAAAGGUCAGUGGAACUUUCAGAAUAGACACCCCAGUAAUGUUACUAGGAUACACAUGGAAGAAAAUAGAUACAGGUUAUUGUGAACAGUUUUAUGAAUUUGGACUUGCAGAAAGCUCACUUUUAACAAUUUUUAUUACCCUGGAUCCUCAAGUUUCUUGUUCAGACAACGAAGACAAACAACCCCCUCUAUGGCAGUUAGAAACAAUAGAAGAUGAGGAGAUUUUACACUUGGCAUAUACAUUUCAAAAGGAGAUUCGUAAUCUUUAUCCAAGGAGAAGAGUUGUUGUCAAUAUCAUUGACAGUGAAUGCAGAGUUGGCAUUGUUACGAGAUAUAUCAGGCCGCUUUGUCCACCACAAGAGCUACUUGACGUAUUUCCAGAGAAUCCAGAGGCGACCUUUAAUCUUGUAGCUAGAUUUGUCUCCUUGAUUCCGUACCUUCCAGAUAAUUUAGGAUUUUCCGAUUCUUGCAAUAUUUGGUUGACAUCACAGCAAUUUCUUAAUCUAAUACUUGGAGGUAAAGAGGAUCAUGCAGUUCUUCUUUGUAACUAUUUCUUGUACAUGAAAAUGAAUGCAUAUGUACUCUUAGGAACUUCAAUUCUCGAAGGCCCAACAGCUUAUGUGAUUAUUCAAGAAAAAAUGACCACCAUGAUUUGGAAUCCUGAAACUGGGGAUUGCUAUGAGCAAUUUAAUGUUUUUUGUCCACUGCAAAGUGCUGAUUGUUUGAUCAAUAACGAAAAUAUCUGGUUUAAUAUUCAAAAGAAUAGUCGUCCUAUGAGCAUAAGUUUUGAUACCUCAAAAGAACAUAAUUGGCGGCCAUUCUUCAAGAGUCCCCAGCAUCAUGCAUUGUCUUCUGUGCAGCCACAAGAAUUAAUCUACUAUUCCACUGAAAAUGCCCUGGUGGAUAAAUUACAGAACAGAAUUGAAUGGGCACUGAAGAAUAAAAUCAUGGAAUGGAGAGUCCAACGCCCCACUCGAUGGAAUCGUUACUGUACUGGAGUGUUUCAAAAUUUUCUUCCUCUGCUAGAGCAAAAUCUUGGUCGCUCAGUAAGUGAAGAACAGAGCGCCGGUCUAGAGAGCCUUUUAAAAGAAUACAAGGUUUCUGGAUUUCCUAUUCAAAUGUGCUAUUCAAAGUUGGAGUCAAUAUUCGAUAAAGUUUACAGUACUGGCAUUCAUAAAACAGAUAUUCCAAAUGUUGAGUUUGCUGUCGCCGUGUACAUUCAUCCAUACCCCAACAAUGUAUUAUCACUAUGGAUCUACGUAGCAUCUUUAGUUCAUGACUUCUAA